Molecule: messenger RNA, 1077 nt
Organism: Ustilago hordei
Lineage: Eukaryota; Fungi; Basidiomycota; Ustilaginomycetes; Ustilaginales; Ustilaginaceae
Exons: 2
Coding region: 1-1077 (358 amino acids)
Biological process (GO): osmosensory signaling pathway; stress-activated MAPK cascade; protein phosphorylation
Cellular component (GO): cytoplasm; nucleus
Molecular function (GO): ATP binding; MAP kinase activity
Source: RefSeq, a predicted model, not a curated record
AUGGCCGACUUUGUCAAACUAUCCAUCUUCGGUACCGUCUUCGAGGUCACCACCCGAUAUGUCGACUUGCAACCCGUCGGAAUGGGUGCUUUCGGUCUCGUCUGCUCCGCCAACGACCAGCUCACAAACACAUCUGUGGCCAUCAAGAAGAUCAUGAAGCCCUUCUCCACUCCAGUUCUCUCCAAGCGAACUUACCGUGAACUCAAAUUGCUCAAGCACAUCCGUCACGAGAACAUCAUCAGUCUCAGCGACAUUUUCAUCUCGCCUCUUGAAGAUAUCUACUUUGUCACUGAGCUCCUUGGUACCGAUCUUCACCGUCUUCUCACCAGCCGACCGCUCGAAAAGCAAUUCAUCCAGUACUUCUUGUAUCAGAUCCUCCGUGGUCUCAAGUACGUCCACUCGGCAGGUGUCGUCCACCGUGACUUGAAACCAAGCAACAUUCUCGUCAACGAGAAUUGCGAUCUCAAGAUUUGCGAUUUCGGUCUCGCUCGUAUCCAAGACCCUCAGAUGACUGGAUACGUCAGCACACGAUACUACCGUGCUCCCGAAAUCAUGCUCACCUGGCAAAAGUACGACGUUGCCGUCGACGUCUGGAGUGCAGGAUGCAUCUUUGCCGAGAUGCUCGAAGGCAAGCCCCUCUUCCCAGGCAAGGACCACGUCAACCAGUUCUCCAUCAUCACUGAGCUCCUCGGCACACCACCAGAUGAGGUAAUCAAGACCAUCUGCUCCGAAAACACGCUCCGUUUCGUCCAGUCCUUGCCCAAGCGCGAGCGUGUUCCCUUCUCGCAAAAGUUCAAGAAUGCAGACCCUAUGGCAUUGGAUUUGCUCGAAAAGAUGCUCGUCUUCGACCCGAGAACGCGUAUCAGCGCCGCUGAGGCUCUUGCGCAUCCAUACCUCGCUCCUUACCACGACCCUACUGACGAGCCCGAGGCUGAGGAGGCAUUCGACUGGUCGUUCAACGACGCCGACUUGCCUGUUGACACAUGGAAGGUCAUGAUGUACUCCGAGAUCCUCGACUUCCACAACAUUGACAACUCGGGUCAGGACGAGGGUCCCGUUCCUCCUGUCAACAACUAA